Molecule: messenger RNA, 888 nt
Organism: Daphnia pulicaria
Lineage: Eukaryota; Metazoa; Arthropoda; Branchiopoda; Diplostraca; Daphniidae
Exons: 4
Coding region: 1-873 (290 amino acids)
Source: RefSeq, a predicted model, not a curated record
AUGGACGAAGGAAUUUCAGACCCAUUAUUAUUAAAUGUCACGUCCGGUGACGGAAUCUAUUCUGGUUUCAUUACCAAACCGUCGAAUUCGUCUUUCUCCUAUUCCGUCUACUGCCAGGCGUUCGGCGUCAACAGCCUGGCCGAGGUCGACAAUGGAGUGUACAGCCGUCAACCGACGACCGGAAGUGUUAUACCCAUGUCGGAUCCUGUUCCGGCUGCCAUCCAAUUCAACCGUUUCGAAAACUGGCCGAGCUUUCAAUUAUCGACUCUGACAACCAACGGAUUCGACCAGAUUCCGCAGCGCAUCACCGAUCUGACCAUCCUCUCCUACGAUUCGUCCAGCAGGACGUCCGGCCUCGGCUGGACCGCUCCCAAAGACAAUUACGGAACGGGCGAUUUCGUUACACAUUAUCGGCUGGAACGAUCUAACGGCACACGAGAGACCGUAACGACGGACUAUCCAUCUCUAGCCAUAGUGGACGGAACAGUUAAUGUUACGGUCCAGGUGCCUUCCGUCAACGAGGGCGAGUACGUCAAGUACCGGGUGCAGGGCCGGGACUCUUCGGCCAAUUACGGCGAAGUUUCCAACGUCGUCUCGUUGGCCGGCCCGACUCCGGCGGAUUAUCCACGGCUGGACUGUGGGCCAUCAUCGGCACUUUCAUCGCCCUGGUUGUCAUCAUCCUCAUCAUCGUCCUCAUCCGCUGUUGCUGCCCAGUCGAAGCCAAGCGCAGAAAGAGAGAAGCCCAGCGCAAGAUGCGCCAACUGUUCUCGUCCAACGACACGGCGACCAGACAGGCGGAAGAGACGCCAGUCCCCAUAUACCUAUCGCCGUCAACACCAGCCUUCCAGAAAUUGCAAUCGUCGUACAACAUGAGACUUUAACAUCUCA